GAGGAGGAGGAGGAGGAGCGUUCAGAUUCAAGUGUGGUCCAGCUGUAAAGGAUGCAGACUUGUUAGGACACUUCACAUCCUUGAGGAGCGGACAGAAGGAUGUGAUGCAGAUAAACAAGACUGGCUAUUUGGAGGUUGGAGCAGCUCAGCACAUGGUUCUGUGCAAGUGAACUGUGUCGGGAUCGGCGGUAGAAUCCAUGUGGCCGACAUGAGGCAGGUGGACCAGGAACGGCACAACCUCCACGAGAGUCUUGCUGGUGCAGUCACAUUGACUCUGGUACUGGUUCUGCUCGGGUCAGUCCGCUGCUGUCCCGGCGUCUGCACCUGUGAUCGUAACACCACCGAUUGCUCCGCUCUGGGCCUGAUUUCUCUGACCCCUCUCCUGCCACUGCUUGACCAGGACUCUGAGACCCUGUACCUGGCCCAGAACAACCUCUCUUUCCUGGCUGCUGUGGACUUGGCCAACCUCAGCAGCCUGGAGAUCUUGGAUCUUUCCCAGAACCACUUUUUCACCCUGCAAUCGGGAGUCUUCUCAGGCCUGAGCGGCCUGCGGUGGCUCAAUCUGUCCACCAACUUCCUCGGAAGGCACCUCGCCACCUCAGAUGUCAACCGCAGUAAAGAGGCAGAGCAAAACCUAAACAGAAGCCGUGGGGGCGUCAGCCUGAGCAAGGAGGUCUUCCGGGGGCUGGGGUGGCUGCGAGGACUCGACCUGUCCUCCAAUGGCCUCUACUGGCUGCCCACGGGCCUGCUGGAUGGACUCCAGAGACUAACUUGGUUGUCGCUGGCCAGGAAUCGGCUCGCGGUGCUGGAGAGGGCAACCUUUGAGCCUCUGGUGGGGCUUCAGCAGCUCCUCCUGGCUGGGAACCCUUGGGAAUGUAAUUGCAAGCUAUGGAACUUCAAGCACUGGGUGGAGUGGAUGAUCUACAGAGACGGUCUGGUCGACACGAUAACGUGCAGCUUUCCCAGGAAACUGAUCGCCAGGAACAUCCGCAACGUGCCGGCCGAGAUGUUCGAGCACUGCGUGCAGAGCGUCGCCAAGGAAGUCACACCCGGCGGCGGCGGCAUACGACCCCUCUGUUCGCCGGGUCGUAUCAGCAGCAACGACGAGUGCGUUCGCCAGCGCUACCGUCCGGUUAGCGUCCGCCGAGCGCAAGUGACGCAAAUCGUGGCGGGUGUGGUGUGCGGCACGGUGUGCGUCAUGAUGGUGGUGGCGGCAACGUACGGCUGCGUCUACGCCUCGCUGAUGGCUCGCUAUCAGAGGGAGCUGAAGAAGCGAGGGCCGCCUCUGAUGGCUGAGGGCGUGGCAGACGACCUGGGAGACGCGCAAUCCCCAACGACGCCAGAAGAGGCGCCGCCUAAAGAGGCCUGCGUGGUGUACGGGUACCGCAUCAGCAGCUUCUGACGGGUCCAGCACAGAUCUUUGAAACUUCCAACGACCCAAACACCACGACCCUUGCAUUCAUUUUUCCUCUGCAGUCUCUUUGUGACCAACCGAUGCUCAAGCGUGACACUUCUUAUUCAUGUCCUCGGUCCUCCUGUUGGAUCAUCUCCAUAGCAACGUCACCUGACCUCGCUGAGACUCCGUUUUCUCAUCCUGCAGUCCUACUGCCACCUACAGGCCACACUGAGCAACUACCUAAUGUCUCGUUUAAGUGUGUAAUAGAAGUAGAUUUACAUGGUGUGAGGGCCAAAUAGGACAGCAAUAAAUAAAUACAUCUUCAAUUACCUAAAUGUGUCAUUAAUUAAAAUAAAAAAAUUAAAAAUGUAUGUGUUAUUACAUUUGUACCUCUUUAAAUUAUUGUAAAAUUAUUUAUUUAAUUAUCUACCCCAGUUCAGGGGUGCUUGUAUUAUUUAGUUAAGUGGAAUGUUAGAAAAAGCUAGAUCAUUUGAAACAGUCAAACAGAAAAAGGUACAGUAGGUACAAAAACACUAACCUAUUUAUUAUUAACCUUCUGGAAUGGACUUAUAAUGUCUUUAACUUAAAGUGGAGUGGUAAUUGGUCACAAUAAUUAAUCUCAUGACAUAGUACGUGGAGUGAUGCGGACACGUUUGUUACGGGAUACAAUUUUAAUACGCUGCUGCCUAGGAGACUUUGUAUGUGUAGAAAAUAUUGUUUAUAUUGACAAAUGUCAUGAUUUAGACUGCCAUAUUGUUUAAUUAAGGACACAAAUUAUGGAUGGAUAGCUUGCGCUAAUCCGAUAAUUGUUAUUUUGCCCAUAUCGGAUCCGAUUUCAAUAUCAUACCAGGACACCGCCAGUUGUUACCAUCAAAUUUACGUUUUUUUUCACAACAAUAUGCCUUUUUGCUCUUUUUCAUGGUUACUUUUUUUUAAACUUUAUUUCAACCAUAUGCUGCCACACUUAAGACCGCUGGCCUAGUUUAGUUUUUAGGUAAAUGACUGAUAUUUUCUGUAUUUAUUGGUUUUUUGCAUCCUGGUAAAUUUACUUUCAUUGCUUAUCGUUUAUUUGAGUUUGUAGAAGAGUGCUUCUAAAUACAAUGAAUUAUUAUUAGAAUAUAAUUAAAUGCAGCUAAGUAAUUAAAUAGUGACAAAUUGAAAACCUGAAAUAAAUAAAUAUUGAAAUAAUAAAACAUGAAAUAAUUUAAUUAUGUAAUAAUUAAAUAAGUAAUUAAAUAGUGAAAUAAUUAAAACAUGAAAUAAUUUAAUAGUAAAAUAAUUAAAACAUGAAAAAAUUAAAUUAUCCAUCCAUCCAUUUUUUACCGCUUGUCCCUUUCGGGAUCGCGGGGGGUGCUGCAGCCUAUCUCAGCUGCAUUCGGGCGGUAGGCGUUAUACACCCUGGACAAGUCGCCACCUCAUCACAGGGCCAACACAGAUAGACAACAUUCACACUCACUUUCAAAUAGUGAAAUAAUUAAAACAUGAAAUAAUUAAAUUAUGUAAUAAUUAAAACAUUUAAUAAUUAUAUGUUGUAAUAAAUAAAUAAUUCAUUGGUGAAAUAUUUAAAACAUGACAUAAUUCAAUUAAAUAAUUAAAUAACUAACAAGUGAAAUAAUAAAAUUGUGAAAUAAUUAAAACAUAAAAUAAUUAAAUUAUGUAAUAAUUAAAUAAUUAAUUAAAUAGUAAAACAAUUAAAACAUGAAAUAAUUAAAUUAUGUAAUAAUCAAAUAAGUAAUUAAAUAGUAAAAUAAUUACAACAUGGAAUAAUACAAUUGUGAAAUAAUUAAGUAAUUUUUAUAUACGAUUUAUUUAGGAUUUUAAAUUUUUUACAACAAACAUACACAGCCAUAUACAUUGAAAUGUUGGCAAUGUAAAUGCCCACAAAACACCACACAAAACAGGAGGAAGGAAACAAACAACACAAUAAAUAAGUAUUUUUGUAUAGAACUAAUUGCAUAGUUAAAUAAAUAUAAUUACGUAUAAAUUAAAUCAAUGAAUUAAUUGUAUUUAUUUUAAAUUAUAAUUAAUUAUUGAUUUAAAGGUUGAUUUAUUUCAUCAUGUCCCAUUAGGCCAACUGUACAUUGCUUUCCACAUGUCAUGUGAGAAGCACACCUCAAAUGCUCCUCAUGAAUAUGGACUUUUUUAAUAAACUAUUUG
Nerophis lumbriciformis (worm pipefish) is the source of this 3553-nucleotide messenger RNA. Its product is annotated as leucine-rich repeat and transmembrane domain-containing protein 2-like. The record is from RefSeq and is a predicted model, not a curated record. Gene Ontology annotation, cellular component: plasma membrane. Gene Ontology annotation, molecular function: protein binding; signaling receptor activity. Gene Ontology annotation, biological process: signal transduction. NCBI's taxonomy places the organism in Eukaryota, Metazoa, Chordata, Actinopteri, Syngnathiformes, Syngnathidae.